AUGAAUACACCCCUGUUUCAGAUCUCUGAGCUGCUGACCCAACUGGCUGUGAGAACCACACCCCCUAAUGGGCCCCUCCCCCGUAACGUCAGCCUCCUCCCCUCCUUCAGCCUCCCCGCAGUCCGAGAAACGACCGCCACCACCCGCUCCAAGGCCCAGCUCCCAGAAUGCAUCACGAGACUCUCAGACACCCAGUGUCGGAAGUGGUACCACCAGAGACCAACCACGCCCUUCUCCUCCUCUACCCCCACACCAGCCCUUAACCCUCGGCCUGCCCCCAACACCCCGGGACUCACCACUGGUCCCGCCUCCACCAAUAGCAGCCAACCAAGGAGCGAGAGACCCAGCCCGGUUUCCCCUAAUUUGUUUUUCCUACCCUAUCUUGCGGCAUGGAGGACUGCGAAGAGCUGUGAUUCGCUGUCCUUGGUGAGGGAUCUGUUCCAGAAGGGUGAGGUGUGUCCAGACAUCCUGGGGUUGAAGGAGUGGUCGAACCAGAGACCUGCAGCCUGGAUCAAGGAUACAGCAGUAGCAGCACAACGCAUGGCGAUAGAACCUGGUGUGACUAGCGUGCAUUACUUUGAGGACCUGAGGGACCUGCAGAGGAAGUUGUUCAGGGGGAUCCUGUGGAUGUCCAGCAGGGAUCGCGACCUUUGAGCGGGGUGACCAUGACAACCUCUCCAGAACUUUAUAAACCAUCAGCCUCAAACGCACCUCCCACAACACCUCCCUCCUCUGCUCCACCAUCACCACGCCUCCCUCCUUUGCUCCCCCACCAUCACGCCUCCUUCCUUUGCUCCCCCCACAC
This is a messenger RNA of Oncorhynchus masou masou (cherry salmon), 805 nucleotides long. RefSeq lists its product as uncharacterized. Bases 1 to 654 code for a protein of 217 amino acids. The transcript has 3 exons. The record is from RefSeq and is a predicted model, not a curated record. Lineage: Eukaryota; Metazoa; Chordata; Actinopteri; Salmoniformes; Salmonidae.